This is a messenger RNA of Procambarus clarkii (red swamp crayfish), 4518 nucleotides long. The record is from RefSeq and is a predicted model, not a curated record. NCBI's taxonomy places the organism in Eukaryota, Metazoa, Arthropoda, Malacostraca, Decapoda, Cambaridae.
UAACCAGCACGCGGGGUGUUGCGGUGUUGCGUCUCGGAGGGUCCGGCACGCCGUCCCAUGCCGCCUAAGUGAAGCUUGAAAGCGGCCACUACCCAUGAAGCCCGGGCCGAAGUGGCAGGGCCCGCGACGGCAUAAAUGGGGUUGUCGGAAAAGGCGGUGGGUGAGAGGGAGGAGGAGUGAGGACCAGGGAGCAGCACCACCACUCCCCAAGUUUGUGGCCCCAACCGUUGUGACCUCUGAGGGUUACGGUCAGCCCAUCACAGAAGUACUGAAUGUGAUUUCGGUCAUGCAGGAAUUUUGUGACAAAUCACUGGAAGAGCUGCGACACGAGUACUACCAGGUGACGCCAGCCUGCAGGACGGUGAGAGGUGGUGGAGGUGGACCUUCAGAGUGGCCGGGAGUGCAGUUACCUGAGCAAGACUGCUCGAGGCUGGUGAGUAAGACGAAGGGGAGACCAGUGUGGAGGGAGCUGCGGCAGGGGAGGCUGACCGCCGUCCUCGCCAAGGGCCGCCUCGCCGCCUGCAGCAGCUCCACCAACACAGCACCAUCUCUUGCCUUCGACGGAGUGACCCCACUAUCACCGCGCUAUGACCCGAGUGCUGAGGGCCACACCUCCACGGUGCUUGGAGCAGCACCCUCCCCUGACACGGCCACACCUGGCGCUGGUACUUCACCAGUGUUCGGCGCUUUUGCUACUAGUAAAGCAUCUUUAUCAUUCUCUUUUAGUAAACUUAAUAUUGUAGGAGAGGGAGACUGGAGCACAACAAGAGUGUAUGACAGCGCCGCCUCGGCCGGGUAUAACAACAACACAAAUGUACCAAAAGACAAGAUAUUUACACCACAGUUGACCCUCGACCUCCCGACUGUGUUUGGCCGCACGGUGAAGGCAACACAAUCCUGGUUUGAAGAACCUGCCAUAGAGGAGCAGAUUUCCUGCCCAGUGUGUAUGGAGACGUACCUGGCUGUGACCAGGAGUCCGGUUGUACUGCCUCGCUGUGGUCACACCUUCUGCAGACCUUGUCUUACACGCCUAGAGGAGAGAGGCGGUGUACAGUCUCCUGCCUUAGAGGAGAGAGGCAGUGUACAGUCUCCUGCCUUAGAGGAGAGAGGCAGUGUACAGUCUCCUGCCUUAGAGGAGAGAGGCAGUGUACAGUCUCCUGCCUUAGAGGAGAGAGGCGGUGUACAGUCUCCUGCCUUAGAGGAGACAGGCAGUGUACAGUCUCCUGCCUUAGAGGAGAGAGGCAGUGUGCAGUCUCCUGCCUUAGAGGAGAGAGGCAGUGUGCAGUCUCCUGCCUUAGAGGAGAGAGGCAGUGUACAGUCUCCUGCCUUAGAGGAGAGAGGCAGUGUACAGUCUCCUGCCUUAGAGGAGAGAGGCAGUGUACAGUCUCCUGCCUUAGAGGAGAGAGGCGGUGUACAGUCUCCUGCCUUAGAGGAGAGAGGCAGUGUACAGUCUCCUGCCUUAGAGGAGAGAGGCAGUGUACAGUCUCCUGCCUUAGAGGAGAGAGGCAGUGUACAGUCUCCUGCCUUAGAGGAGAGAGGCAGUGUACAGUCUCCUGCCUUAGAGGAGAGAGGCAGUGUACAGUCUCCUGCCUUAGAGGAGCGAGGCAGUGUACAGUCUCCUGCCUUAGAGGAGAGAGGCAGUGUAGAGUGCCCGGUCUGCAAGACUGCACACUCCGGUGUGUCAGUCUCGGAACUCCCCAUUCUCUAUACCAUUCUUAACUUAUCAGAAGCCUACACGAAAGCUAAGGCGUCCGGCUCAGUACUGGAGAGAUGCGAGAGCCACGGAGACCAGCUGUGUGUGUGGUGCCGCCACUGUUCAGAGGCUCUGUGUGGCUUGUGUCUUCUGGAUACACAACGCCAUAAGAGCCAUAAGCUCGAGAGGAUCAUUAACAUUGCAGACAUCAAUAACAAUGUAAAGCAGCAAGCCAGGAACUUCUUCGAGUACUCGGAGAAUCGACAGAACAAAAUUACGAAUGAAUUACACUUGAUCAUCAGGAGGAUUGUCGAGUUGUGUCACAUGAGCAACUCUAUUCAAGGUCAAGUCAAAACAGUUUCCGAAGUAAUGACAAAUUACGGAAAUCAAGCUGGAAUCAAGCGUUCAAUGGAAGCUCUGAGUCAGCUGGGAAAUGCUCUCAAGACCUUACAUCACGUAACUGGUUCCUUGAGGCGAGGGGAAGAGAUGGUAGGACAAGCGGUACAGUCAGGCGCGUCAGAUGAGGCAAACAUGGACUAUAUUGGCUCUAGCCGGUUACUGACUGUCAGAUCGAACCCAGAGCAGGUUCGAGGAUGUGAAGGAUCUGACAACGAAGGUGACAGCAGCCAGCCUGAGGGCUCUGCCAUGGUAGGAGAAGCCGGCGUCCAAGUUGAGAGGUCUGUCAACGGACUGGGUGCGAAUAGUCAGGUUAAGCGAUCUUUAGGUGAUGAAAAUGACAGCAUCCAGGUUGGGGAAUCUUACAACAGGAGCCAUACUGAAGCAGCUGGCAACAGGAGCCAGACUGAAGCAGCUGGCAACAGGAGCCAGACUGAAGCAGCUGGCAGCAGGAGCCAGACUGAAGCAGCUGGCAGCAGGAGCCAUACUGAAGCAGCUGGCAACAGGAGCCAGACUGAAGCAGCUGGCAACAGGAGCCAGACUGAAGCAGCUGGCAACAGGAGCCAGACUGAAGCAGCUGGCAACAGGAGCCAUACUGAAGCAGCUGGUAACAGGAGCCAGACUGAAGCAGCUGGCAACAGGAGCCAUACUGAAGCAGCUGGCAACAGGAGCCAUACUGAAGCAGCUGGCAACAGGAGCCAGACUGAAGCAGCUGGCAACAGGAGCCAUACUGAAGCAGCUGGCAACAGGAGCCAUACUGAAGCAGCUGGCAACAGGAGCCAGACUGAAGCAGCUGAUAACAGGAGCCGGACUGAGGUGGUGGCACUCAGGUGUUGUGGCACCAUUAGUGACGGACGCCAAAUGGGCCUGACCCUGGAAGAUGAGCACCUUCACCUGUGUGCCCUGACCCCCUCGCCUCUCCACCCUCACAUCACCUUGCAAGUACCAUUGCUGGAACGUUUUCUUUCUCGAGAGAAGCCAGAAGUUUUCUUUGAUCUAAGUGUUGACAAUAAGUGCCUGGGACGAAUCUAUAUUCAGUUGUGGGGCGACAUGCGUCGUGCUAAACACUUUCUGGCACUCUGCCUCGGCACUCUUGGACCCUCUUAUAAAGGCUCCAAGUUUGAUAGAAUAUCUGACCGGAGCCAACCAGGAGAAGUCCUACACUGCAAGGGUUACUCUGAUAAAUCUGGUCCCAGCUCAUUAGGGCUAAUGGACAAUUUAGAAUGGGAUGGAAAAUACAGACAACUUCAGAAAGCUGGACAACUCAUUGCCUCGGGAGGCGGACAAGCUCAAACAGAUGGUAGUUUUGGUAUAUGUACGAAAGAUAACUUGUUUAAAACCUUCUCCUGUCCUUUUGGUAUGGUGGUGUCGGGAAUGGAUGUGGUGCGUGAGGCUGUUAAUCACGCUGGAGAUGUUGUGGUCUCAGAGGUUGGUGCUGUUGCUGUCGAUAUUAAUUGUCAAGAUUAAUUUAGGUGUCACUUAAUUAAAUGAAUUAAGAUUAAUUGUCAAGACUCGUCACUAGUGUUACAGUAUAUUCAGGUAAAUUCAGGUUGUUUACCAUCUGGUCUCGGUCAGCGGUGUGUGGGUGUAGGGACUUUGGCCUCGGUCAAGGGGUGUAAGAGACCACGUGGUCUCGGUCAGCGGGGUAUGAAGACUCUGGCCUCAGUCAGGGGGGUGUGUAGAGACCAUGUGUGUCUACACACACUCUCUGUGUCUGUGUGUAAAGACCUAGCUUUGCCCGAAACGCUGUGCGUAUUAGUGGCUUUAGGCAUAGUAUGUACUAGAUCUAUCUAGACAUCCAACUUUCUGAUUGUAAUUAAUUUUGUAUGUAUGUACUUAUACCCGAAUAAACAUUAUUAUUAUUAUUAUCAGACCUCGGUCAGAGGAUGACGAAACCAUCUGGCCUCAGUCAGGUGUUGUAAAGACCAUCUGUCCUCAUUCGAGAGGUGUACUGAGACCAAAUAGAACUUAUGCAUUACAUUAUUGACGACAGUGCAGUUUAUUCUUGCAGUUUUGUUUUAAUCUUGACAAUUAAACUGCAUUUAAUCAUUAAAUAAAAUUAUUAUUAUUAUAGGUGCAAUUUUAAUAAUAACAAUAAUGAUUUAUUUGCAAGAAGGUACAAUGGGUUGGUGAGAUUACAAAAGCUUGGUAUUUUGACAUUCAGGCAAAGCCACUAACACGCAUAGCGUUUCGGGCAGGUCGUUAAUCUAACAUAUCUGGUAAGAUAAAAAGAUACAUUGUAGCAAGGUUUUAUAUCAACAAGUAACUACAACAUAAGUUGACAGAGGUGACUACACAGGUAAGGAUAUAUGUCUUAAGUGGAGUACUAAUAUUGGGGAAGUGGGUAGUACAAGAUGCAGCGCGAAUUUGAAGCACAAGGUAGGAAACUAUGAGGAUGAAAUUAGGUACUUUUAUAAUUUACUUUUGAA